Molecule: messenger RNA, 1392 nt
Organism: Penicillium macrosclerotiorum
Lineage: Eukaryota; Fungi; Ascomycota; Eurotiomycetes; Eurotiales; Aspergillaceae
Product: beta-ketoacyl [acyl carrier protein] synthase domain-containing protein
Exons: 5
Coding region: 1-1392 (463 amino acids)
Biological process (GO): fatty acid biosynthetic process; secondary metabolite biosynthetic process
Molecular function (GO): fatty acid synthase activity
Source: RefSeq, a predicted model, not a curated record
AUGAAGAAAAUUCCAAUUCUCCUGGAAGCAGCAUGUUCCGAGCUGUUGGAAGAAUGCAUCCAUAGGGAAGGGAGCAUGGGCGCAGGUCUCUCUAAUGACCCGGAGGACGAGUUGUCAAUUCUCAUGGAAGAUGCUUCAAUGCCCAUCGCGAUCAUUGGCAUGGGAUUCCGUGGGCCUGGAGAUGCGACUAACUGCAAUAGGUUAUGGCAAAUGAUAUUUGAACAGCGAGAAGCAUGGUCACAGAUUCCGGAGCAACGGUGGAGCAACAACGCAUUCUAUCAUCCUGAUCAUGCACGGCAUGGAACAAUCAAUGUUGAGGGAGGCCACUUCAUAGAAGAGGAUAUCUCUCUGUUUGACGCUCCAUUCUUUAAUAUGACAAGCGACGAAGCCGCGGCUAUGGAUCCACAGCAGCGAUUAUUGUUGGAAGUCACCUACGAAGGAUUAGAAAAUGCUGGUAUUCCUCUUACUCGGGUCGCGGGCACGCAAACCGCGUGUUUCGUCGGGUCGUUUUCUGCCGAUUAUACUGACCUCCUCCUUCGCGAUCCGGAAUGCGUACCGAUGUACCAGUGCACAAAUGCUGGUCAGUCGCGUGCCAUGAUGGCCAACCGGGUUUCAUAUUUCUUUGACCUGAAGGGUUCUAGCGUCACAGUAGAUACCGCUUGUUCUGGUAGCUUGGUGGCAUUGCAUCUGGCCUGCCAAAGUCUCCAAACAAGAAAUGCAACAAUGGCAAUUGCUGCUGGUGUCAAUUUGAUUCUCAGUCAUGAAUUCAUGUCCACAAUGAGUAUGAUGAGGUUUCUCUCCCCAGAUGGACGCUGUCAUACAUUUGACGAGGCGGCCAAUGGAUAUGCUCGAGGGGAAGCCAUAGAUUGUCUCAUUCUCAAACCACUAGCCGACGCAUUACAAAACGGCGAUACGAUACGAGCGGUCAUCAGAGGAACAGGUUCAAAUCAGGAUGGACGCACUCCAGGAAUCACUCUUCCUAGUGGAAGUUCCCAAGAAGCACUGAUCCGAGAUGUGUACAAUCGAGCUGGUCUGUGUCCUAGUGAGACAGACGUUGUUGAAGCACACGGCACAGGGACACAAGCUGGAGAUCCGGUAGAGAUUGGUGCCAUUGCUAGAGUCUUUGGACCCGGUCGCUCUGUUGACAAGCCAUUGCGAAUAGGUUCGAUCAAAACAAAUGUUGGGCACCUCGAAGGUGCAAGUGGAGUGGCAGGGGUAAUUAAAGCCGUUAUGAUGUUGGAGAAUCGUGUGAUUUUACCUAGUCGAAACUUCGAGAACCCAAAUCCGCACAUUCCCAUGGAAGAAUGGAAUUUGAAAGUAUUAUUUUCCUUGAACGGCCUCCUUCAGUAUUUUUAUUACUUACGCACAGGACUAGGUUCCGUUACUACCUGA